AUGCAGAAACAAAGAAACACAGAGAAAACUGUUCCUGCAGCAAAAAAAAUCAACAAAACUACAGCGGGGGUGAGUAAAGGCAUGCCAGCCCACUCACAUUCCCCAUCCCACUCUGCAGUUAUGCGGCUUAUUUCGCAGCAAAAAUCUUCAUUGGUGGCAGCAGAGAAACCAUCACCCUCCUCCCAUUCCCUCUCGCAUACUUGCUCAUAUGCCAGUGCGGCCGCGACCCACUCGCAGCAAUCUGAGAGCGGCGGGGUCGCGGCUGCAAAUACCGCGAUCACAGGGGGGGUCUGGCAACCACUCCAAGCAUAUGAUCAGCUCGGAGCAUGGGUAUUCAGCUCCCGCGAGUAG
Pelobates cultripes (western spadefoot toad) is the source of this 351-nucleotide messenger RNA. Lineage: Eukaryota; Metazoa; Chordata; Amphibia; Anura; Pelobatidae. The record is from the annotation of a GenBank genome assembly.